Molecule: messenger RNA, 1697 nt
Organism: Phodopus roborovskii (desert hamster)
Lineage: Eukaryota; Metazoa; Chordata; Mammalia; Rodentia; Cricetidae
Gene: Tmem97
Product: transmembrane protein 97
Exons: 3
Coding region: 16-777 (253 amino acids)
Cellular component (GO): endoplasmic reticulum
Source: RefSeq, a predicted model, not a curated record
CGCUCCCAGCAGCCAAUGGGAGCAGUUGGGAGGCCGUCGCUCAAACUACAGCCCGGUAGGCAAUGGGCGGGCCCUGUGGACCACCGCCCACUCGCGCGCCGCUUCAUGCGCCCUCGACCAAUGGGCGCGGCUCGCGUGGGCUGGAGGCGGGUCAGCGCGGCCCACAGCGCGAGCGCUGGGCUUCUUCCCACGUCGCGGGCUCUCGGCGCAGGUGUGUCAGCCUCGUCCCAACUGACGGCACCGAACAUGGGGGCCCUGGCCGCCAGGCGCUGCGUCGAGUGGCUCCUGGGCCUCUACUUUGUCUCUCACAUCCCCAUCACGCUGUUCAUCGACCUGCAGGUGGUGCUGCCGCCAGAACUGUACCCGCAGGAGUUCAGCAACCUGUUGCGGUGGUACUCGAAGGAGUUCAAAGACCCUCUGAUGCAGGACCCCCCAGUGUGGUUCAAGUCCUUCCUGUUUUGUGAACUUCUGUUCCAGCUGCCUUUCUUUCCUGUUGCUGCAUAUGCCUUCUUCAAAGGAAAUUGCCGGUGGAUCCGAAUCCCUGCAAUCAUCUAUGCAGUUCACACCAUAACAACUUUAAUUCCAAUCCUCUAUACAUUUCUACUUGAGGAUUUCUCCAAAGCUGUUACUUUCAAAGGACUUAGACCCGAGAAUUUCCGUGAACGACUGACUCUCACAGGUGUCUAUGCCCCUUACUUAAUAAUCCCCCUUAUACUCCUCCUGUUCAUGUUGCGGAACCCUUACUAUAAGUAUGAGGAGAAAAGAAAGAAAAAAUAGGGGCCAGCCACUAGCCCGAUGGGGGAAGAUCCCAUAGUACAGUUGCCUUUUGGACAAUACUAGAAAAACUGCUCUGAACCCACGUCUCAGCAGCAUUUGAAACAUACCAACAGCAGUGCACAAGAACAAGAUGGCGGCAAGACAUGCCAAGCCCUCACCUUCCAAGGGCUGAACAGGCCAUCAGCAGGGGUGGGGACCAGCAAGAUGGUGCCACAGUUCUACUAUAGCAUUCCUAAAAAUGGCCAGACAAAAAAAGCUGGUCAGCUAGAACACACACCUGAGUAACUCCUAACUCGAUCUCUAUGAUAACUAGUCAACAAAUUAGUGGGUGUUUCUGGCCACUUUAAUAUCACAAAUUUUGUCUCUUUAAACACCCAUGAAAAACUACCAUGGUUUCCUGCCUAUACCUCUACCUCUGGAAGAAAAAUAUUGUAGCCUCACAAGCCUAAGCCAGAAUGGGCUACAGUUGGAAGAUAACCAUUUACAGUUCACCCUAUCUUCCAGUUACGCUACUAGUACUUGUACUUCCCAACUCUGGCGUCUCAUGACACUGAGCUCCCUACUAGACAGCUUUGUCCUCCCUCUCUGCCUGGUCCUUCCCAUCCUGUUCAGAGUGGGGUAAUAGUGUGACUGUUGCAGUGUGUCCGCUGGCUCUCCUUACAGAAACAAGAUUGGUGGGUGCGAAGCAUGCUGUUUUGCUUGCAAGCCAUAUUUCCCUGGUUAUUACUGUCUGACUUGUGUGUAUGGUCCAAUAAAGGUAGCUGCUGAUCACUGCCUGGUUUGUUGUAUGGAUGGGGGUUAGAACACUGAGUUCUCAAAGGGGCUGAUAAUGCACACAGCACCAGAGAAGGAAGACCACACCAUUUGCAAAUGGUAUUUAUUGCUUUUCAUUGAGAGCUUUUUGAAUUUACAAAACAAAA